CACACGUGCCAUAUAUAAAUCGCCAUAUUGUCGCUUUUUAUUACUCAGUUCUCCCGCAUUUAUCAAUUGUGUUCGUAGCAAAGCAAAUCAUCAACAAUCUAAGAAUAAAGUUUCCAGAAUAUUCUAAAGCUAAAUAAACGUCAGCAUCAAGAAUACUCAAAGCAGUUCAGUAUUCACUAGUGCAGAAAAUCAGUGAAGUGAUUCAAAGUCGUUGUUGUGUGCUUUACCAAAGCGCAUAAAAUUCUGCUAAAAGCCUUUGGGCUGUGUUUUCUUGUUAAGUGUUAAAAACCACGCCCAAAAAUAGGCCUGUCAGAUACAGCUGUUAUGGACAUGGUGAUCACAAAUUUACAGCAGCAACGUCAAGUGACUGAACAGCUUCGACGGGAAGCCGCAAUCAAGCGGAUUAACGUCAGCAAAGCAGUUGAGGACAUCAUGAAAUACAUCACAGAGCAUGAACAAGAGGAUUGCCUACUUGUUGGAUUCUCAUCGCAAAAAUCCAAUCCAUUUCGCGAGAAAAGUUCUUGUAUUAUUCUCUAACGAUGUCUGUAACACCUGCUUCUUUUUUGGAGUAUAACUCCAAAUCUCAUGAAUAAUGUCGUCACCAUUCUACUUAUGAGAGCCAAAAAAUUCGUUUAGUAUCAAACUUUUAAAACUUUAAGUUCUAUUUUAGUCUUUAAGGCGUAUCUAUUUAUUUAUCUUUAUUUUUACGUCUGAUAUAUUACUCAGUUUUAUCAUUUAUCCACUAUCUAUCAUCUUUUCUUGUGAUUUAAUAGUUAUUAUAAAUUAUAAUCCAUGUCUUCUAAGAGAGAUACUGAUGGAAAAAAGUUGUAAUGAUACCUAAGAAAUAUGUAUAUUCUAAAUAUUAAUGAAUAUAAACGUUAAAUUCACCAUACAUUGAAAUAUACUAACCUGUUGCAGAAGCUCUUGUAAUGCUCUGUAAAUUUUGGAGUUUAUUUGAAGAGUUAAAAAGGCUUAUUGAUAUAUAUUCAAACAAAGUACUUGAACGACAGAAACAAGUUGUAAACUGUUAACAAAACUAGGAAUUAUAUGAUUGUCAUAUUUCAAAUACUGUAAUCAACACUUUGUGCUUUUAUAAUGUCAAUUUGUUUACACGAUUUUUACAGAAAAUGAAUUAUUUUUCAAUUUAUUGUAAAACAAAAACAACAAAUAAUUAUAAAAGAUGGUUAUAGGUAUUUUAAAGAGCUUUUGUAACAAUUAACUAUCUCGAUUAUAUAAUAUCUAUGCUGAUUGGAAUUGAAUGUAGCUUAAUCCUGCAUUGAGUGCGGCAAUAAUCAACUACAUAUACAUUUGUCUAAAUAAAGCUUAUCUUUUCGAUAACUAUUUGAUGUAAAUCAAUGUAAUUAUUGAUAUAAAUGUAAUGUCAUAAAACUAUAUAAUGUUAUUAAUGAAAGUUAACAGAAGAAUAAUGUUCAAAGUAAAUCUCCGUACAAUAGUAAUUGAUAUUGAUUCAUAUUUUUCUAAAGAAAGCACACAUUUCUAUUAUGAUCAAAAGUGUAUUCAACCAAAUUUAAGACUGAUUACAUCUGACUCAAAUGUGCACAACAAUCAAACCGCAUUCUAUUUCAGAUUAUACUUAUCUCGAUGUAUUUUCCAAUUGAUUAUAGAAAACCAAUUAUUGAAUGAAAUGUUUUAACUAAACGUUGAAAUUGAAUAAAAAGCUAAAUAUGUAAUAUCAUA
Messenger RNA from Chelonus insularis, 1698 nucleotides. It is a transcript of the gene Ggamma1, whose product is annotated as guanine nucleotide-binding protein subunit gamma-1. Gene Ontology annotation, molecular function: G-protein beta-subunit binding. Gene Ontology annotation, cellular component: heterotrimeric G-protein complex. NCBI's taxonomy places the organism in Eukaryota, Metazoa, Arthropoda, Insecta, Hymenoptera, Braconidae. Gene Ontology annotation, biological process: G protein-coupled receptor signaling pathway. The record is from RefSeq and is a predicted model, not a curated record. The transcript has a single exon. The coding region runs from base 325 to 537 and encodes 70 amino acids.